Messenger RNA from Rosa rugosa (rugosa rose), 589 nucleotides. RefSeq names its product EG45-like domain containing protein. Lineage: Eukaryota; Viridiplantae; Streptophyta; Magnoliopsida; Rosales; Rosaceae. The record is from RefSeq and is a predicted model, not a curated record. The transcript has 3 exons. The coding region runs from base 31 to 426 and encodes 131 amino acids. Gene Ontology annotation, biological process: systemic acquired resistance. Gene Ontology annotation, cellular component: cell wall; apoplast.
ACAAAAUAUUGCAGAACAUCAGCCAUAAGUAUGGGACUUGUAAUGCAGGUGUUGUUUGUGGUGGUGGCCAUGGUUGUAUGCCUUCCCUUAGCCGCAUACGCGGAACACGGAACUGCAACAUUUUAUACACCUCCUUACGUUCCCUCUGCAUGCAAUGGGUAUAAAAACGACGGUGUGAUGAUAGCUGCAGCAAGCAGUGCCAUUUGGGACAAUAAAGGUGCUUGUGGAAGAAGGUAUAGAGUAAAAUGCACUGGAGCCACAAACCAAGGUGUGCCAAAACCUUGCAAAGGUAACAGCGUUGUGGUUAAAAUCGUGGAUUUCUGUCCCCCUGGAUGCCAUGGAACCAUCGAUCUCUCUCAAGAAGCCUUUGCUGCCAUCGCUAACCCUGAUGCUGGCAAAAUCAAUAUUGAGUUCACUGAGGUUUGAAGCUAGUUCUCUAAGCCAUCAUUAUAAUGUCUAUCAAAGGCCACUUGUAAUCAAAAUAAGCAGCACGCAGUGUAUUGAAACUCUAUGCUUCACAUUUCAGAAGCUAGCUGAUGUUACCAUAUGUGUUCACUUGUGAUUAAAUAAAGAUGGAUGUUACUCUUUA